UCAAAAUCAGUCCGCCCUCCCGUUCGUCAUCAGAUCACCUCUCUCUCGAACUCGGAGGGUUCGAUUCAGAGCGACAACUGACAAGUCCCUGAAAAUGGCGAUGGUGGAGAAGCUUAUACUGCAGAUCUUCGAGAGGAAGAAGUGGAUCGUCGAGCAGGUGAAGCACCAGACCUUUGUCUACGACCAACACCUCGCAUCAAAAUGUCUUAUCGAUGGAAUAUCCCCUCCUACCUGGCUUUGGUCGUCUUCGUUUCAGCCCCAGACCACGGAUAUUAGUGAGUUGAGGAGAGAGGAGCUUAUCUCAGGCCUCCUGCUCCCGCUUCCACACCCUGCAGCUCAUCACACCAGUAGCCAACGAUUGCUGUAUGAAACACCCGUUGUUACUGCUGAUAAUGGGGGUUCAUGCAUGGAAAUUCCUGCUUUCAGAGAAGAUUUUGAUGCCAGAGAUGGGUUGUCUGUUUUUCCCCAGUUUCCUAACAUUGGUGCUGGAUGUGCCUCUAGUGGUGCUCCUGAUCAAGACCCCAGUGUUACAUCUCCCGAAGAAUUUAGAGACUCAAGAAUCUCAGACAAUUACAAUGAGGUAUCACUAUCGUUGGCAAGGCUUCAGAGAUCCAAAUCGAGGCAAAGGGCUCUAGAGCUUCGGAAUAGUGUACGAGCAACUAAAUCCAAUUCCUGUUAUGAGAGAGAUGUUGGUUCUUUUGCUUGUCAACUUGAUGAGUUAGAGCUGACAAAAUCUGCUGAUGUUGACUUUGGAAGUUAUGCACUAGAGGAAGCAAACACAGGUCAAUAUAAUGAGGAUAGCAUUGGUGGUCAUGACAGUCAAAAUGCACUGCAGUACGACUAUCUUGAUGAGUCAAAGCCCCCGAAUCCUGUUGAUGGAGAGAAUGAACAUUGUGUGGUUACUGCGGUAGAAGAAGCACAAGUAGGCCAAACUGAUGAGCAUAAUGUUGGUGCCCCUAGCUGUAAAAUUUUACUGGAGAAUAACCGUGAUGCAUUAGAGCUGGAAAAACCUAUCAAUACAGGCGACGAAAGUUGCAGAGCAGAUGAAGCCAAAGCAGGUCCACGUGAUGAGAAUGUUUUUGAUGCUUGUGCUAUUGGAAUUACUCCUAGGUUUGAUAAUGUUGAGGAGCCAGAAUGCGUCAAACCUGUUGAUUGUUGUAUUGAUUUUUGUACAACUGAAGAAAUCAAAGUUGGUGACCAUGAUAAGAAUAACAUUACUGCGUGCUCUGGUCAGCGUAUGAUAGAACUUGAGCAUGUUGGUAUAUUUGAGGGAACCAAACCUGUUGAUGUAAGUAGAGAAAAAAGGAAGGAAAGUGGUGGGUAUAUAUACUCUGCUAGAGAUACAAGAUUGAGAAGUUCUGGCCAAAAUCCCAGCAAUGCAAAAGAACCAAUAGAUGCAGCUAAAUCUUCUGGAACCAUCAAGGAAUAUGGAAGUGAACUUUUGGAGUAUAAUGGUAAGUCAGCACAACAACCAGACCUUGCGAGAGAUUUGGCAGACCUAGUAAACCCUUCUGACGGUGACAAGGAAGAUGAUUUUCUGAAAUCACUACGAAAACCCUGCCAAGUUGAUGAAAUGCUACAACUGGCUAGACCUUUUGAUGUGGUUGAUGGUACCUGUGGAAGUGUGACGAGAUCUAGCCGUAGAGUUGGGUUGGAUGCUCUAUCCUCAGGGCCACCAUCUGAAGCUAUGUCAAUGAAACUGAAGCAACUUGAUUUUGAUGAUGGGGAAGAGUACAGUUUGAAUGAUACUUCAUGGCUUGCUAUGAAAAAGAAAAAGCUUAGUAUGUUGCCAGACAAAAUUUGUAUCCACUGUUGCAUUCUGCUGAUCUACCAGAAAAAGUAGUCUCUGCUGGUCAACAAGAAAAGAAAUAC
Tripterygium wilfordii is the source of this 1872-nucleotide messenger RNA. RefSeq lists its product as uncharacterized. Bases 95 to 1843 code for a protein of 582 amino acids. Lineage: Eukaryota; Viridiplantae; Streptophyta; Magnoliopsida; Celastrales; Celastraceae. The record is from RefSeq and is a predicted model, not a curated record. The transcript is spliced from 2 exons.